AUGGCAGCCUCUGAUCACGUAGGGCGCUCCGUGUCGAACUGGCCCGUACCACGCCCGUGGAUGAGCACAACUACCACCCCUCGCUUGGACCCGCUGCGGAGUUCAAGCCUGCAUCCACCCUACUACGGGGCCCCUGCGCUCGAGAACAUGCACCUGGUCACCGUACUGGACGAAGACGUUCGCGCGGAACUCACCGCAACAGUCCGAGCACGGGAGCAGGAGCUGCAGAGCAUGUACGCUAUCCUGAACAUCGGCGUCUCCAUCAACCGACUGCCAGUAGAACUGCUCGUCGAAGUUUUCACGCAUCUACAGCAGGGCGAUCUAAAGCUCGGGUGGCUCGACACUCUCCGGGUCUGCAGACACUGGUUCGUGGCCGGGUCGACGGCUGCGAAGCUCUGGAAGAACCUCAGCGUCAGCGGCAGCACCAACCUCUUGCGGACGGGCCUCGCCCGCUCUCGGGCCGCGGAACUGAGCAUCUCAAUCACACCCUACAUGAACAAUCUACUCGACGUCACCGGUCUCAUCAACCCCCACCUACAUCGGUUGCGUACGCUGAGGCUCGGAAUGAUACCCCCGACGGACGUUCCCUCUUUCGCUGCCUUCAUGGAAAACGACAUGCCCGCAUUGCAAUCUCUCCAGGUGUUCGUCAACCGUAUCUCUGGUUUGGAAAUGGCCCUGGACCUUUCGCCGACUCGUUUCCCUCAGUUACAAGAUGUUUACGUCUCCGGCGUCCAGGUACUCCGCAAUCUCGCGGUCGCUUCGCAGCUGCGCAAGGUCAACAUCAACGAUUGCCUCGGGAAGAACCCUGAGCUCCAAACUUCGGCGCUCCUGGACGCCGUGCGCAACAUGCGAAACGUCAAAGAGCUCCUGAUGCAGCACAUGUACGUAUGUGACGUCAGCAAGGCCCUGACGGUCUCGGUUCAGAACAGAGUCGUACUGGAGCAGCUCGAAAACGUUAUAAUCUACACAGACGGGCCGCUUUUGAAAGCGAUUCUCUCCACGAUCGUCAUACCUCCUACGGCGACCGUCUCCUUACUCUGCUCGUUCGCUGCGGACACCCCGGAGGGAAAUGCGCCGAGUUUCCAUGCGGUAAUCCCGGAAGACCGACGCGGCCUCCCCAUCCUCUCGAAGAUCGUCGCUGUGCGCGUGACUGCUAUGGAUGGCGAGCACACGUUGGAGGGUUACGACGAUGACUCUGAGUUCUGCGACACAGGGAUGCCUUGCGGCGCUCCCCAACUCGAACUCUCCAUUGUCAUGCCCGAAGAGGACGCCGACUUCUCCGUCCCAAUCGGCCUCGACGACCUCGUCCACGUCUUCCGGGGUGCACCGCUCGAGCACUUGAUCAUCGACACGACGCUCAUAGUCGCUGCCACGUCCGAUUGGCGCAAGAUUUUCGAGGCCUUUCCGAAGCUGCGCACAUUCAGCAUCACCGUAGAACAAGACGACGAGAUAUCCAACGUCUCUGUGCAGCUCCUCUCUGCGCUGGAUCCCGGGGACACGCCGCCGGCAGCGCUCGCUCGCGGGGACGACGGAGAGCGCCUGCUCGGUGCAAAAAUCCUGGACAUAGUUCCGUGCCCGGCCCUGCGGCGUGUGCACAUCAUUGGAUUGGGGACGCCAGCGAACACGGGCUGGCUCCUGGACACCGCCGCCGCGUGCUUGGAGAAUAGGAGAAAGGUGCUGGACAGGCCGGACGAAGGCAUUCGGGAACUCAAGCUGGAGUUGGAUUGCCACAACGAUGAUGCGCAUUUUCUCCGGGUGAAGGCCGCUGUUGAGAAACGCCUGGCGCCCUUUCCAAUGUCCAAGUCAGAGGAUUUGUCGGUCAGGCUACGCGCUGACGCCCUGCAUUCACCAUACUACGGCCUUCCGUCUUCCGAAUCAGAGUCCGAUGUAGACGCUCUGGCACCGAUAGACGAGACUCUCUGCCACGCUACUCUACUGGAAGGGAAGAGGAAACAAGAGGUGAAACUCCUGCGGACCAACGCUCUCCUCAAUACCCACGCGCCGAUUAACUCCCUCCCCGUCGAGAUGCUUGCCGCGAUCCUGUGGGCUCUUCAAGACAGUUAUUCAAAUUCGAAGACACCGGCGAGUCGGCUGCAGUGGCUUUCCACCUUGCGGGUUUGUCGUCACUGGUUUGUCGUCGCAGCUACCACUCCCAGGUUGUGGUGCGACCUAGUCGUUACGGGGCGCUGCCUGGACUACUUCCGCACUGCUCUCGCGCGCUCAAAGAGCGUCCCUAUCUUCGUCUCGGUCACUGGCAGGUUCCACCGAGCCGAUGAAGCCUUGAAGCUCCUCACCCCACACGUACACCGCAUCUCUGGGCUCCUUUUGCAAGUAUUUGGUCGAAACAGCGUAUCGCCGCUCAUCGCGUUUCUGCAACAUCGCAUGCCUACCCUGAGCUCGAUUUCAAUCGCCAUACCUAAUCAACAUCCCAAUCGUGACGAGGUGGUGAUCGACUUUUCUCCUCAACGAUUCCCCAAACUUCAGGCUGUUUCCGUCCACGGCAUAUACCUUUGUCCUUCGACCAUCUUCGCACAGUUGACCUGCCUAGAGCUGAACGGCUGGGAGCGUUUGAUGCAGCCCGAACUCACGUUGGACAUGCUCACCAUGAUUGUGCAGGCCUGCGCCAGUAGCAUUCAGGAGCUCAGCCUCGUCAAAAUGGCCUGUCAUAGUCCGACUACUCAGCAUUCAAAUCUCACCGCGAGAGUCGAGCGCGUCGCCAUGCCAUGUCUUCGACGGCUUUCCUUCAGGAAAAUGGAGAGUUCGACGGUGAAACACAUCCUCUCCGUCCUCUCCCUCCCAUCUACGGCACACCUCGCGAUUCAAUGCCGGGGUUUCGAGAACCAUACUGCAGAGCUCGUCCAAGGGUUUCGAGUCCUGAUGCCGGAGGACAGGAGCGGCUUGCCUCUCCUUUCGCACCUCACGCACGCAGAGGCAUACCUCUACGACGGCAAGCGCAAACUCGCGGCGGGUUCUUCCACUCCUUGCGGCGACUCUCAUUCAAGCCUCACCCUCGAUCUGGAGAUUUCGGACUACAACACGGCACGCGUAAGAGAGCCCCCUCUCUCCGACGAUGUCCUCGACAUCCUCCGCACCGCGCCCCUCGAGCAUCUGCGCAUCGAGCUGCCGGCGCACAAGAUCCGCCGCGUCGACUGGACUGCCAUGUUCCUGCCCUUCUCCCAGCUUCGGCAUCUCGCCAUUCGUGGGAUCGGGACUCACGACGACGCGGUGCCCAUUUACAAGAGCCUCACUCCGUGCCUCAUGCCUGAACCUGGCGCGAGCCCCGAGGAGCGCCUCCUGCUGCCGAAGUUGCGGUCGCUGCGGAUCGAGGGCUUCGACGCAGACAACUACCUCCCCAUUGCGCUGAAGGUGGUGCUGGAGGAUAGGAUAUCUUGUCUAGGCAGGGCCGGGGCCCUGGACGAGCUCUACUUUCAGUUGGACAACCAUCGGUCCGGGGAGCAUUUCGAGGACAGAAGAGCGGCGUAUUCGGAGUUCUUCGGGUCGUCUGUACAAACAUUGGUGUACGUGCCCGGAAAGCCUGACUGGUAG
Trametes versicolor FP-101664 SS1 is the source of this 3546-nucleotide messenger RNA. RefSeq lists its product as uncharacterized. The record is from RefSeq and is a predicted model, not a curated record. The coding region runs from base 1 to 3546 and encodes 1181 amino acids. Gene Ontology annotation, molecular function: protein binding. The transcript is spliced from 3 exons. NCBI's taxonomy places the organism in Eukaryota, Fungi, Basidiomycota, Agaricomycetes, Polyporales, Polyporaceae.